AUGGGCAACGAAUGUCCUCCAGCAGAGUGUUACUGUACAGGUGGAAUGGGCAAGGAAUGUCCUCCAGCAGAGUGUUACUGUACAGGUGGAAUGGGCAAGGAAUGUCCUCCAGCAGAGUGUUACUGUACAGGUGGAAUGGGCAAGGAAUGUCCUCCAGCAGAGUGUUACUGUACAGGUGGAAUGGGCAAGGAAUGUUCUCCAGCAGAGUGUUACUGUACAGGUGGAAUGGGCAAGGAAUGUCCUCCAGCAGAGUGUUACUGUACAGGUGGAAUGGGCAAGGAAUGUCCUCCAGCAGAGUGUUACUGUACAGGUGGAAUGGGCAAGGAAUGUCCUCCAGCAGAGUGUUACUGUACAGGUGGAAUGUGCAAGGAAUGUCCUCCAGCAGAGUGUUACUGUACAGGUGGAAUGGGCAACGAAUGUCUUCCAGCAGAGUAUUAA
Molecule: messenger RNA, 438 nt
Organism: Protopterus annectens (West African lungfish)
Lineage: Eukaryota; Metazoa; Chordata; Ceratodontiformes; Protopteridae
Product: copper metallothionein 2-like
Exons: 1
Coding region: 1-438 (145 amino acids)
Source: RefSeq, a predicted model, not a curated record